Molecule: messenger RNA, 3545 nt
Organism: Cyprinus carpio (common carp)
Lineage: Eukaryota; Metazoa; Chordata; Actinopteri; Cypriniformes; Cyprinidae
Source: RefSeq, a predicted model, not a curated record
GAUACGAUAUGAAGUCUUGUUUUAUGAAAAAUCUAUCCAAAUUAAGUACAUUUAUUCUUAAAACAAAAAAAAAUCUAUCUGUCUAAUAAUCUGGUUUUGCCUUUGAAUUAAGUUUAUUUGUCUUGCGUUACUGAAAGACAUUUUUACUAGUAAUUUUAAAACAAGACUUAGCAUCAUAAGUCAUUUUAAGCAAAUGUCUCUUCAUUUAAAAAAUAUUUAGAUAUUGGUACUGAAACAAGACAACAAUACCAAUUUUUGCAGUGGUUCUAGAUUAAUCGUACUGUAUCACACCAUUAAAGGGCCCCAGUUUAAGUUUAUAGUGGCAUUUUGAAUAUUAAGAUCCAUUCAGAUGUCUGCUUUUUAUCAUGUCAGCUGCAUGCAUUUGAUUCGAACAUGUUUUUAAAUAUUUAGCCUUAGUGCAUUUUGUCGGCAUUGGCUGAAGUUUCUCAUUUUAAGUGAAGUCAAGAGUGAAGGUCUAAAGUGUUUGUCAUUAUUAUUUAUACAUGUGUUUUUAACGGCUUUUUUAAUUAAAUGUUAUUAAUGCAGGUUGUUGUAUGACACAAUCGAACACCAUGUAAAUGCACAACUGGCUUUGGUGCAUUUUGAAUGAGAUGUUUUCCAAAAAAUGGGCAGUGUUGAAAUGUGCGGUGGGGGGGUGGAUCUGUGAAUGGAAGGGAAUGCAAAUAAACACAUUUCUGGUUGUGAUUAGAUGAUGAUAUCUGUUCAGUACGUGAGCUGCACCAGAGGCUCAACUGCUCAUCUGUCAGCGCUCUCAUAAUGAAGGGUUCCAGUAAAAACGCUUUGCUUGAUUAUUGCGUCAUUCCAGUGGAAAACCCCCAAAAAAUUUAAUUAGUAUUUGACGCAACUACAUCCACCAAUUGUUACAUUCACAAAGGCUGGUUUUCAUUAUAAAAAUACCAUACUGUUAACUGGGGUCAUUGCCAUGAAACAAAGGAACUAAAAUGAAGACUGCGUAAAUACUGAUUAAUAUUUGAUAAACUAUUAUGAAUUUGCUUACACAAUAUUAUGCAAAGAUGAAUAUGUUUUUUUCUGUUUUAUUCACGAUAAAACUAUUUAAUGUCAACUCUAUGUAUGAAGAGUAUUUAAAUGGCAUUGCAUAAGCAAAUGUCAAGCAAACAAAUGCUGCAGGAUCUUCGAUGCCUCACAUUUAUUCAGCAAAAUGUAAUAAAACUUUAAAACUGGUUAAAAAAAUACAACAUUUGUAACAUGCAAUAUAUCCCCACCCCUGUAGUUGAUUAUUACAUUUAAUAUGAACACUGAAGAUUUCGCUACAACACUUUUAUUUUGAAAAAAUGUGCUGGUGCUGGAUGUCGCCGUCUGAUCACUAGAUGGCGCGGUUUCCAAUUCGAGGAUCCUCGAGCUUAGAAGGAUUUAAAGCAGUUCCUGUGACGUUGCCGCGCUGCUAUGGUGACCAGAGAAGCUCCGAGGAUUUGAAGAGCAGAUUAAGGCGCGAAUAAGUGUUCUAAAACAUUCAUAUAAGUAAAUAUCGACAAUUCAGAAUUCCAUUCUAUUAAGAAACGUUUUAUUUUGUUGCAAGCUGUUUUAUAACAGCAGCUAUGGAUAGGUGAAGCUGCUGUAUUCUGGAUGAAAUGCACAGAGAAGAUUGAACACAGUUAUUAAUGGAGCGUCUUAGAUCUGUUUCACCUCUCCUGCAUUUGGAUUUAAAUAAUUUCAGCUCCCCUGAAGCUGAAGACAGCAGAUAUGUUCUGACAAGCCCACGUUCACUUGAAUCCUGUGCAAGAUUGGGAGUGAAACCUGUUGAUCUGUUGCUCAGACCCCUCACAGACUUCAUUGAUGAAAGCCAGGAGUCCUCUCUGGAGGAGGUGACUGCGGUCUAUGAGGAGUACGAGAAAGGAAGAAGAGAACGACUGCGCUUGUGUAGAGAGGAGCGAGAGCGGAUCAUACAAGAGGGCUGGAAUAGAAAGUCAUCUGUAAAACCGUUCACCGUCCCAGAGCAAAAAGCUGAGAGUCGAAGCACCGAUUCCAAAGCCAAAUGUCCAGCUAAGACACGGUUCACAGAUGACCGUGUUCAUUCAGUGUCUGCAAUUUCCAUUCCAGAUGGAUUCCUGACCACAUGCGGUCAGAAGUUCCCCUACAGUUUCAGUCUGGCCGAACUCAGACGAUCUCCUGCGACAGAGCGUCGGGUGAAGGGCCUCUUGCAGGAGAUCAGUCGCAAACUAAGCAUCGCCGUCCCAGAAAAAGACCGCAAGAUUGUUGCAUUAAUGCUGGCUAGGCACGAAGAGGAGCAGUUUCGCUUACGCCAGAGCAUGUUUGAGGAGCAACAUCACGAGGAGGAGCAGAGGCGCGAGGAGGAGCGGCAAGCUCACAUGGAGCAAGAGCGACGGAAAAAACUUCUGCGACAUAUUCGCCGCUGGCAGGAGGACUUGGAGGAGCGGAAGAGGCGGCGAGAGGAAGAGGAGGCGAUGCUUGCGGAGCAGCGUGAGCGGGAGACGCUCUGGCAGGAGGAGCGCUGGAGGAGGCACGCCGAGGAGCAACAAGCUCGACGAAGGUUCAAGCUUGAUGUGGCGAGCAGGGAUGCAAAAGAGCGCAAACGCUACCAGGAGAGGCUCCUGCGGGAGAAGGAGCGCGUGGAGGAGGCGCAGCGAGAGAAGGAGCUGCAGGCGGCACGGGAAAAAGAACAACAUGCAAUGAGGAGCAAGCGAAUGCAGGGAAAGACAGAAAGGAGGAGACUCAAGCAAGAGAACCAGAGGGAGCUACUCAAGCACCUCCUCUUAAAAAAGGAGCUCGAGGAGCAGGAGCGUGCAGAGAAGGAGCUCAAGCGAAAAGGACUGGAGCGGAAGCUGCAGCUCUCCAAGGAGAACCAUGCGCUGCUUCUAGAGGCGCGGGUGCAGGAAAUGCGAUCACGUGCCGCGAAGGAGGAGGAGCAGAUGCGGAUGGCGCAGCAGCAGGCGAGGAGGGAGGACAGGGAUUGGUUGGAGCAGAAGCAUAAGUUGGUGCAACGUUGCCAGCUGCGGAUGGAGCGUGCCGUGCUGCAGGUGCAGGAGCAGCGGCGUCGCAGAGCUCAACUCCUCAGCCGAGAGAACCAGGAGAAGAAACUCAGCCAUCGCAGACUACGAGACCGAGUCCUGGAGGAGGAGAAAGCGCAACGGGAGGAGAGAUGCAAGAACGUGACACAGAAGGAACAGCGCAGCGAGAAGCUGCAGAGAGAGAGGGCAGAGGCCCAGGAGAGGAGCCGGAAGGUGGCUCACGCCUCCUGCUACAUGCGGGAGAGGGUGAGGGAGCAGACGUCCCGUCGCACCUUUGACCAGAUGGCACGAGAAGCCGAGCUGACCGCUCAACUGGGCCACCUGAAACUAUGAAUAGGGUAGAACUAAAAAAAUAAAUAAAGCUGAACAAAAGUCAGAGGAGUAUGAAACAACUUCAUAGCCACUUCUGAUUAUAAAUGCAGCUUCCAUCAGAAGUAUUAGACUACAGAAUGAGUGUUUACAGUGCUGAUAAAUGUAUUUAUCUAGACAAAGACAAUUAAUAAGCUGCACCAAAGCUCCAUGUGUAUUAUUUAUUGA